AUGUCUUGCUGUUACACCAACAUGAAUCGUUGCUCCGAUAUGAAUUGCGACAAAGAUGGUUGUAUUUGCAUUCCGACGGACGGCAAAUCUUGUAUUUGUGUUUGUUUGGACAACAAGGGGAACAUUGUACGGUGUGACGAUUGCGAGUGCAAGGAUUCUACUUGCAAAUGCAAGAAAGACGGCUGUGUUUGCAUCCCUACUCAAGGCGCGUCUUGCAUCUGUGUUUGCCGUGACGGAAAGGGAGGAUUUAAACAAUGCACCGAUUGCAACUGUAUCCCUGAAGCAUCUAAGAAGAAAUGUGACAAGGAUGGAUGUUGCUGCAUCGAAACCGAUGGAAAGCCUUGUGUGUGCGUCUGUCUUGAUAAGAAAGGUGACAUAAUACGUUGCGAUGAUUGUGAAUGCGAGGGUUCUAUCUGCAAAUGCAAGAAAGUCGGAUGUGUUUGCAUCCCUACUAAAGGCGCGUCUUGCAUCUGUGUUUGUCGUGACGGAAAGGGAGGAUUUAAACAAUGCACCGAUUGCAACUGUAUCCCUGAAGCAUCUAAGAAGAAAUGUGACAAGGAUGGAUGUUGCUGCAUCGAAACCGAUGGAAAGCCUUGUGUGUGCGUCUGUCUUGAUAAGAAAGGUGACAUAAUACGUUGCGGUGAUUGUGAAUGCGAGGGUUCUAUCUGCAAAUGCAAGAAAGACGGAUGUGUUUGCAUCCCUACUAAAGGCGCGUCUUGUAUCUGCGUUUGUCGUGACGGAAAGGGAGGAUUUAAAAGAUGUGACGAUUGUAAAUGUGUCAAUAAGGAAGGUUCUGAGGAAGCAAAACAUAGGGGGUGUUGC
Messenger RNA from Brenthis ino (lesser marbled fritillary), 822 nucleotides. The record is from the annotation of a GenBank genome assembly. NCBI's taxonomy places the organism in Eukaryota, Metazoa, Arthropoda, Insecta, Lepidoptera, Nymphalidae.